AUGCCAAAGUUAGUUUUAAUUAGACACGGUCAAUCCGAUUGGAACGAAAAAAACUUGUUCACUGGUUGGGUCGAUGUUAAAUUGUCAGAAACUGGUAGAAAGGAAGCCAAAAGAGCUGGUGAAUUGAUCAAGGAAGCUGGUAUUAAAGGUGACGUUUUGCACACCUCUCUUUUAUCCAGAGCUAUUCAAACAGCUGAUAUUGCAUUAGAAGAAGCCGACCAAUUAUGGCUUCCUGUCAAGAGAUCAUGGAGAUUGAAUGAAAGACACUAUGGUGACUUGCAAGGUAAAGACAAGGCGGAAACAUUGGAACAGUACGGUAAAGAGAAGUUCCAAACUUGGAGAAGAUCAUUCGAUGUCCCACCACCACCAAUUUCAGCUGACAACAAGUACUCACAAGUUGGAGAAAGAAGAUAUGCUGAUCUUGACCCAUCCGUCGUUCCACAUACUGAGUCAUUGAAGUUAGUCAUUGACAGAUUGAUUCCAUACUGGCAAGAUGAAAUUGCUGCUGAUUUGUUGGACGGUAAAGUUGUCAUUGUCGCUGCUCAUGGUAACUCAUUGAGAGCUUUGGUUAAGCACUUGGACAACAUUUCUGACGAAGAAAUUGCUGGCUUGAACAUCCCAACUGGUAUCCCAUUGGUUUACGAAUUGGAUGAAAAAUUGAAGCCAACCAAGCCAGCCUACUAUUUGGACCCAGAAGCUGCUGCUGCAGGUGCUGCCGCUGUCGCUGCACAAGGUACCAAAAAGUAA
Molecule: messenger RNA, 747 nt
Organism: Lodderomyces parapsilosis
Lineage: Eukaryota; Fungi; Ascomycota; Pichiomycetes; Serinales; Debaryomycetaceae
Gene: GPM1
Product: phosphoglycerate mutase
Exons: 1
Coding region: 1-747 (248 amino acids)
Biological process (GO): glycolytic process
Molecular function (GO): intramolecular phosphotransferase activity
Source: RefSeq, a predicted model, not a curated record